Messenger RNA from Paecilomyces variotii, 2960 nucleotides. Its product is annotated as HbrB-like-domain-containing protein. Gene Ontology annotation, biological process: TORC2 signaling. The coding region runs from base 373 to 2952 and encodes 859 amino acids. Gene Ontology annotation, cellular component: TORC2 complex. The transcript has a single exon. NCBI's taxonomy places the organism in Eukaryota, Fungi, Ascomycota, Eurotiomycetes, Eurotiales, Thermoascaceae. The record is from RefSeq and is a predicted model, not a curated record.
CCACCAGGAGAUAUCAAUAGAAUGAUCACCAAAGAGAUGUUUAUUUAAUAUUCCAGGACCUCCUUGCGGCGCUGGGUGCGGGAUGCGAUGUGAAAUAUCAGUUUUUCUUCCCACGGCGGGACAAAAAGUUGAAGCCACUGAGCCAGUUCGGCCGGCGGGGCGCCCAGUGCGGUUUCACUUCUUUGACGUCGGCGGAAGCAGAUCGCCAGGAACAUCAGCUCAGAUUAUGUGUCUCCCCUCCCAAGCGCAGGCUCAGCUUCAAUCAACCGGUUGGAUGAGAAAAGUGCCUGGCAACAUGCCGAUGUCUGCCAGGUAGCUGCUGCGCUGUGUGCGUUCUCCACGCUGAUUGCUUAUGUUCCACCAGCCUUCACGAUGAACACGCCCUCUGUCCGCGGCACGGAGCUGCGCUCUUCGGUGGCCACCCGGUCGUCAUCUGAAACGACAAGGACAAAGAGGGCUUCUGCUGAGCUUGCUGAGCGUCCAGGUUCCUCUGGAAGUGAUGUCUCGUCUGGUUCAUCGAAUGUGACCACGCUCUCUCGUCCUCAAGGCUCGAUAUACGACCCCAAUGCACAGCCAGGGAUAGCUCCGCAUCCGCCCCGAACCUCCUCAGUGAGUAACAGCAAUAACACGAGCACUGUUACUCUGCCGACAUUCACUCGUCCUUCUGCCGCCUACAUGCCACAGAAUGAUCCUCAAUCGCGCAAGUCCCCACGGGCUCCUCCCCCCGAACUGCAGAGACACCGUCCGCGACAACAUUCCCAAGGCUUCUUCGAACCCUCCCUGCCCACUGCCACCCUAUCCGAUAAUACAGUCAUGGCGAACCUUUCAGCGUCGCAGAUCGCAGCACAGGCUGCUAUGCAGCACCAAGCCUCGAAUCAGCACUUACGGAAACGUUCACAGACAAUCCCGAACCUCCAGGAAGAAGGCCAGAAGGCUAAGAAGGGCAGCAGAGAGUCCCCGCCUCCUCCGCUGCUGGCUCCGCAAAGUGCGACAGGAGGAGGCUUCUCAGAACAAUCUUAUCAGAAUGGAUUGGUAGGGGGUCGUGUCUUAGCAGCUACGACAGCAGCAAAUGCUGCCUUUCCCAGGAGUCCAGGCCUGGCACCGUCGGCGCCGCCGCUGGAACAGCCUCCCGAACGCGAACAUAAGCACAAAGGGGAGAAGUCGAAGAUGAAAUUAUUCUCCAAGCCGAAACACAUCGCCUUGUCUCGAGAUAAGGAAGGAUCAGGGAAGGACAAGGCUCUUCCAUCCCCGAAUAAGAUGGGCUUCGCAGGGCCCAGUGGGCUCUCUCGUAUGGUGAAUGCCUCAACAACCAGCUUGGCAGAUACACUUCCUUCGGGCAACUCGUCUAUGUAUAACUUGUCCAACACCUCGCAGAGCACCGUUGUCCCAGCUGAUCGACAACCAAGCGAGAAGGACAAAGAGAAAGAAAAGCACAAACACCAUUUCUUAUCACGGCAGAAGCUCAAACUCAAAGACAAAGAUGAUCACUAUCAUCUGCCUUUAUCAUCUGCAUCGAGCAAUUCGAGACCCUUGGAUCCAAAUGCUCCGCAGUCGUUAUAUUCGUUCACGCCGUCUUCACCGGCUCCAUCUUCCACCGCAUUUGGCAAGUCUGUAACAGGUCUAGAUCUUCUUCAUGGCGGACGAGCCCUGCGCGAGAAAAAGAAGGAAGAGAAGGCAAUUGCUGCUGCAGCUUUUGAUCCUACAAGGGAACAAGAUUCGGCCGAGUGGCCUGCCACCUCAGGACCUGGUGCCUCCCAACUAGGACCCGGGGCAUCUACACUUGGAGGCCCUGGAGGUUUUCUACAUGGUGAAACUGCUUUCCGGGAAGCCCUUCAGGGAUUCGGAUUGAAUAACAUGACUGCCGAGGAUGCAUGGGACUUCCUCAAAGCCAAGCUCCUAGUUAUUUUCGAUGGGGAAGAUGUGCGGUUCGCCAUCGAAGACUUGAAUAAGCUUGUUAUCGUCCAUAUCCAACGUUGUGUCCAGAAGCUUAUGCCGCAUGUCAUUGUGGAAGACCUCCGGGAGCUUCUCCACACUGGUUUUGCGUCUUUAGGCCACUCGCUGACAGGUAUCCCGGAUGAGAAGCUGGUGCCACAUCUGGUGCAGAUAUGGAUGCUGGCCUUUGGGAAGAUUCUCCCCUUCAUUCAAGCCGUCUUUCUUCCGCUAGAUCUCGAGUUCAAAGGCCGCGGAUCGAUCAUGUCGUCUCGUGAAGCUAAGGAGUUCUGGGGCGCACUCCCCAGUGUGGAUAACCCUGACGCGUUCAUGGGCGACGAACUCGAUGUUCGGACGAUUGUUCUUGUUGCUUUCCGUGAUACGGUCAUCCUGAGUCGUUACGAGGGUCUUAAAGCGACCUUUUCUCGAUUGAGUCUGGAUAACAUCAAUGCUGGCGUCAGCAGUCUCGGCGUCACGUCCAACAGCAGCAAUAGUGGCGGUCGUCCCGGGACCGCCACCUCUCUUGAUCCUGGCCUUAGCAGCUACAACUCACAAUCAUCUACUCUUCUGAACGCUGCUGGCAGUUACUCUUCCGAUACCGCCAGCCUUACCCGCAGCCGUGCGGAGUCCAAUACAUCCUCCAAUCCCGACCAACAUCUCUUCCAGUCUUUCUCUUCACCGUCUCAUAGGCCCAGUAUCACCGCUCGCUCUGUGCCGGCAACAACAGACUCUUCUCACAUCAUCACUGAGACUGUCGGUCGCAUGCUGCAAUGUGUUAGCGUGCUGGCCAGCGUCCAAACAGGAGACGAACCGCAGGAACAAAUCGAGACUUUAAGCAAGACACUGAAACACAACUGGCUUGGACGCGGGCGGACAGGCAGAGAUCGAAGAGGAUUUGUCGGAACCCGAAUUCGGCCGGCGGCAACUCCCAAGCAGGAAAGCGAUGAAUCACAAACCGGCAGAACGAAUGACGAGACUCAAUGGAAUGGACGAGAUGGGGGUCUGAACUUGAGCAUGCUGUGAUAUUGUUG